This is a messenger RNA of Bursaphelenchus xylophilus (pine wood nematode), 1460 nucleotides long. The record is from the annotation of a GenBank genome assembly. Lineage: Eukaryota; Metazoa; Nematoda; Chromadorea; Rhabditida; Aphelenchoididae.
AUGAAACGAAUUGAUCUACAGUUGUUGAAAUCCUCAAGGAAAAGAGCGGUUGUCCAAUUUGCGAUGAAUAGUAGGCAAAGCAAACAUGGUAUACUCUAAAUUUAUAUGGUCCGAAUCCUCAUCAAAUUUUAGGAACAAGUAAAGAGGAAGGCAGGGCAAUUUCGAAAGAAGAGAGACCCACUCUCACGCCCAUGGAGACCGAUCUACCCGAGGUGUCGAAGGUGGUAAUGCGUCGAUUUGCGAAUACAAUCGUCUCCAAAGGAGUAGAUGGACUGCUCAGGGAAUAUUCCGAGUUGAAAUUAGCAUGCCCUGGUCCCGAUUCCGUUCCUCGGACAUCAUUCCUCAAAAAUCCGGAGAAGAACAGAUACAAAGGUAAGGAAAAUCUUGCCGGGAGCUGAGAACUUCAGAUAUCCCUUGCAUCGAGGACACUCGUGUCAAUUUGAAAUGGCCACCCGGCACGACCGAAAACUACAUUCAUGCCAAUUGGGUCAGAGGAUUGCCAGGUAAUUCGACGUUGACUAUAAUAAACAUCAUAGGAUUGACGGAUCCGAAGACUGGCGCCGAGAAGAUGAUGAUCUGCACUCAAGGACCCACUAAAGAAACGGUACCCGAUUUCUGGAGAAUGGUCUGGCAGGAGAAGAUCAAGGCGAUUGUAAUGUUAUGCAGUGUUGUGGAGAAUGGGAAGAAGAAGUGUGAGCAAUACUGGCCAGAGAAAAGAGGAGAUUCCAUGGCCCUUCCUUUCUGCACCGUCACCAAUCGAGGUUAUGAUCGGAUUGGGCUCAGAAAGGAUCGCGAAAAGGAUCUGCUCUAUACAACCUUGAUUGUGAAAGGUAGACUCAAGUUGUCUACUAUUUAAUGAUAAUUUAGCCAAGGGAUCUGAUGGAACAGACAAGUCCCAUUAUGUUAACCAUGUCUUGUGGAGUGGAUGGCCAGACAAAGCUGUUCCUUUGACAGCCUCUGGGGCCUUGGCAUUAAUCAUGAAGACCUGGACAUAUUCCCCGGCUGUUGUCCAUUGCUCUGCUGGUAUGAGGUCAUCGAACUUCGUAAUAUCCAUUAAAGCUUUUCUCUUAAGUCAUCUUCACCUUUCCAGGUGUUGGUCGAACUGGUACAAUUGUAGCUCUCGAAGCUUGCCUUCGUCAGCUUUUGUCCGGAGAGGAACUCAGUGUUUACAAUAUUGUGAAGAAUCUCCGAAAUCGGAGAUACCUUGCUUGUCAGACUGAUCUCCAAUAUCUCUACAUACACAUGGGUCUUCUAACAUACAUUACAUCUAAGAAUGUAAGCCCGUUUUUCUUCUAAACUCUGAGGCCACACAGCUGAUUAUCCCAUUGUGGCCUCUUACAGCUAUCUUAUCCCUGUUUUAAUUACUUUAAUUACAGUUGGCUAGUCCCGAACAACUCAAGGAUUUCACGGGGACGUACGAGAGGCUGGUGAAACAAAGGAUCGCGGCCGGAGAGAAAUGA